AUGGUUCGACUCUGCACUCUUUUGUUCCUUCCAACAACCUUCCUCUUGGUUCAACGAUCCUCGGCCAAGAAAUACUGCAAAGGUGAUAACAGGCACUCUGGAUGUUGGAUGUGCCCGGAGUCUGAGCUGGGGCAGUGUUGGCAGGGUGCCGUCGCGGAAAUUGACAAAUUGGAAAUAACUCAGGAUCUCAAAGCGACAACUGAAAAGUACUGUAAAGCAUUUGCCUCACUGGCCAAAUGCUGGACGACUGGCACCUGUUGCAGCGAAUACUCCCCCUUGCUGUCAGCUGCGACCAAUUUUUGCAACUUGCACACAUGGCCUGAGCAUAAGAUUGCAGAAGAUGAGCUCAAACGAAUUGUCGGCCUAGCCCAUUAUGUUCAGGACACGAUCUGGCAUAAUGACUCCGGAGUAAAUGUGCCGAAAUUGGCGGUUUCUGUCAAGGCAUAUUCUGGAUCCAGCGAGUCGGACUCGACCCCAUCGGACUCAUACGGCGCCAAAACUGACACGUAUACCACCAAGUCCACCCGCAACUCGAGCUCCCACAAGAAACCGGCUGAGAAACCUCAUCAUGUCGAUCACAAAGGGGAAGAGCGCAAAUCGAACGAGCCAGACGAUCACAGCCAUGACUAUGAUCACAGCCAAUACUUGGAUCACAGCCAAUACUAUGAUCACAACCAUGCGUAUAGUAACAAGCAGACUCUCAAUUUGAAACAGGUUCACUCAUCCCCCGAACUGAAGCCGCACGAUUCUCUGAGCAACAACCUUUCCACCAAAGUCAUUCUGAAGGGGACAAAGGUCCACCACCAAGCAAAGUGCGCGGUGAAGGCGACCAAGUGCCAGACUAAGACUGCUGACAAGUACCACCAGGCCCGAUCGAGCAAAACCAAGAAGAAUCUCUCUAAGCGCGUCGAGCAUCCUCUCACCAAACGUUGGUCGCACCACAAUCCCGACCUCUUCAAGCGCACAGCCGUGACCCCGGAAGGCUGCGGGAAUGACUUCCAAGGCGUGCCCUAUCCUACGAGGGUACCCGAGACCGUCGCCAAAGUCUACGCUGAACUUUAA
Messenger RNA from Puccinia triticina, 1062 nucleotides. RefSeq lists its product as uncharacterized. Bases 1 to 1062 code for a protein of 353 amino acids. The record is from RefSeq and is a predicted model, not a curated record. The transcript has 5 exons. NCBI's taxonomy places the organism in Eukaryota, Fungi, Basidiomycota, Pucciniomycetes, Pucciniales, Pucciniaceae.